Messenger RNA from Monopterus albus (swamp eel), 2366 nucleotides. It is a transcript of the gene camk2d2, whose product is annotated as calcium/calmodulin-dependent protein kinase (CaM kinase) II delta 2. The transcript has 21 exons. NCBI's taxonomy places the organism in Eukaryota, Metazoa, Chordata, Actinopteri, Synbranchiformes, Synbranchidae. The record is from RefSeq and is a predicted model, not a curated record. Gene Ontology annotation, biological process: protein phosphorylation. Gene Ontology annotation, molecular function: calcium/calmodulin-dependent protein kinase activity; calmodulin binding; ATP binding. Bases 359 to 1984 code for a protein of 541 amino acids.
GCAGAGAGUGAACACAGCGCUGAACGGACGCGCAGCAGUUAUUCCGAAAUGCCCACAAAAUGCUGCUUCCGGGAGCCGUGACAAACCGCUGCAUGUAAAGAAAAUAAAGAAACAGCAAACACCGGAAGCUCCCUCGUCCAGACUGAAGCGCUCGCGCUCGCGCAGGCAGUCUUUUUCUGCAGAAUUCACCCCACCACAGCUCUUGCUGAUGCGCUUUAUCUGUGCAUGAAUCCCUCCGUUUGGCUUGCAGUUCCAGGACAAAACCGGGUGGUGUUGACGACUGCGUGUGGUGGACAGCCUACUGUUUGUGAGUGCACCUUAUCCGCGUCCCCGCACACCCCUUGGCACUUUUUUCAAGAUGGCAUUAACGAUCUGCACAAGAUUUACCGACGAAUAUCAGCUCUUCGAGGAGCUUGGAAAGGGUGCAUUCUCUGUGGUCAGGAGAUGUGUGAAGAUCUCCUCUGGACAGGAGUAUGCUGCCAAAAUCAUCAACACCAAGAAGCUUUCUGCCAGAGAUCAUCAAAAGCUGGAGAGAGAGGCAAGGAUCUGCCGUUUACUGAAGCACCCCAAUAUUGUACGACUCCAUGACAGCAUAUCAGAAGAGGGUUUCCACUAUUUGGUGUUUGAUCUGGUGACGGGAGGAGAGCUGUUCGAGGACAUCGUAGCCAGGGAGUACUACAGUGAAGCUGAUGCCAGCCACUGCAUCCAGCAGAUCCUGGAGAGUGUCCAUCACUGCCAUGUUAACGGGAUUGUCCACAGGGAUCUGAAGCCUGAGAACCUUCUAUUGGCCAGUAAGCUGAAGGGGGCGGCAGUCAAGUUGGCUGACUUUGGGCUGGCUAUCGAGGUACAAGGGGACCAGCAGGCAUGGUUCGGUUUUGCCGGCACCCCAGGCUACUUGUCUCCAGAAGUUCUGAGGAAAGACCCAUAUGGGAAACCAGUGGAUAUGUGGGCCUGUGGUGUGAUUUUGUACAUCCUGCUGGUGGGCUACCCGCCUUUCUGGGACGAGGAUCAGCACCGCCUCUACCAACAAAUUAAGGCCGGGGCCUAUGAUUUCCCAUCCCCAGAGUGGGACACUGUAACACCUGAGGCCAAAGAUCUGAUCAACAAAAUGCUAACCAUCAACCCCAGUAAACGCAUCACUGCUGCAGAGGCCCUAAAACACCCCUGGAUCUGUCAACGGUCCACUGUAGCUUCCAUGAUGCACAGGCAGGAAACUGUGGAGUGCCUGAAAAAAUUUAACGCCAGGAGGAAACUCAAGGGAGCCAUAUUGACCACUUUGCUGGUCACAAGAAACUUCUCAGCAGCUAAGAGUUUGCUCAACAAGAAGCCAGAUGGCGUUAAGGUCAACAACAAAGCCAACACAGCGACCAGUCCUAAAGACACUGGCCCUGCCCCAACACUGGAACCACAAACAACUGUGAUCCACAACCCUGUGGAUGGAAACAAGGAGUCCAUUGAGAGCACCAACACUACCAUAGAGGACGAAGAUGUAAAAGCCUGCACCCAUAACAAUAAAGCUCGCAAACAAGAAAUUAUCAAAGUUACCGAGCAGCUGAUUGAGUCUAUCAACAAUGGAGACUUUGAGGCCUAUGCGAAGAUCUGUGAUCCUGGACUGACUUCCUUUGAGCCCGAGGCCUUGGGCAACCUGGUGGAAGGACAUGACUUCCAUCGCUUUUACUUUGAGAAUGCCUUGUCCAAAGGGAAUAAACCAGUGCACACCAUCCUCUUGAACCCACAUGUGCAUCUAAUUGGAGAAAAUGCAGCGUGCAUCGCCUAUAUUCGACUGACCCAGUACAUGGAUAGCAGCGGCAUGCCCCGCACCAUGCAGUCUGAGGAGACCCGUGUGUGGCAUCGUCGUGAUGGCAAGUGGCAGAACAUCCAUUGUCAUCGUUCCGGCUCGCCCAGCAUCCCCUCCCAAGAAGGUGGAGAUGAUGAAGAUGGAGAAAGAACACCUUGGUCUCAUUCAGUCAAAGUAUCAACCUGAUGGUUGGGCUAAUAGGCCUGGAAGUGUUAUAAAAGCAUUGGAUAGAGGAACAUUGCAGUCAAACAAGAGCAUGGUAAGAGGACAGUGAAGAAGAGAAGUCAAACAAGAGUUGAAAGAGCCGAUGGGAUGUCUUCCUUGAUGAUCUGUUCUUCUACUAGCCAGUGGUCUCCUUUCUACUGCAGGACAAUAUUGUUGUCUUCAUCAUCCUUCCUCUUUUCAAUUGGUUUGUCUCUUCUUUUUUAAGGGGAAAAUAUGAUAAAGAUUUCUUUUGACAAACUGUAUGAUGUCAGUGCAAUGCACCACUCCUUAUAUGGUGUGUAACUGUUGCCAGCAUGGCAAUGGAUAGCUUAACAUGUUUAAGAAAUAAAUAAAUCAGCUAAAA